Messenger RNA from Heterostelium album PN500, 960 nucleotides. RefSeq names its product FNIP repeat-containing protein. Lineage: Eukaryota; Evosea; Eumycetozoa; Acytosteliales; Acytosteliaceae. The record is from RefSeq and is a predicted model, not a curated record. Bases 1 to 960 code for a protein of 319 amino acids. The transcript is spliced from 3 exons.
AUGAAACUUUUCUUUGAUGAUGAUCUUUCGAAAGAUAUAGAGUUUGAAGUGGGAUCCCUACCGAGCAGUCUGACAAAACUAUCGAUUGGCAACGAUUAUAAUCAACCUCUUCAUAUCGGUAUACUUCCGGCAUCGUUAGAGUAUCUUGAAUUCUCAAGCGAAAUAUUCAAUCAAAUCUUUGAACCGGAUGCACUACCCUCUGGUUUGAAAUCACUUAAACUUGGUAAUGGAUAUACUCAACCUAUUAAAGCAGAUAUACUACCAACUACACUUACCAACUUGGAUCUUGGAUCAAAAUUUCUAGUUAAUAACUUUGAACAGUUAUUACAAAUUAAUAAUAACAAUAAUAACAAUAAUAACAAUAGUAGAAAUAAUAAUAAUAUAAGUAAUUUAAAGGUCAUGUUAAAACGUGAUUGUUUAACAAUUAGAAUUUUAGAUGAUAAAAGAAUAUUGGCAUUAACGAAUCAUAUGGAAGGUGGAUUAUUAAAUUUAUCAGAGUUACUACUGCGGCAUCAUUAUAAUAAUAAUUAUCAUAAUAAUAGUAAUAAUAAUAAUAAUAAAGAUAUAAAUAACUGUAACUUCUUCUUUAAAUUCUUAAAGGAUAGAGGAGAACUAAAUGAUGAUAAACCAGAUGAAGAAGAAGACUAUGACUAUGAUGUUUCGAUGGAAUCUGGCGAUGAAGAACGUCGUGAGUAUCUACUGCGAUCACAAUCACGUCACUUUAGUUUCAUAAACAAUAAUAAUAACUACAACAACGAGGAUAACUUUAUCAUCAGUACUCUAGAGGAUCCGUAUCAAAGCAGUAGCAGCAACGGAGAUCUCUCGAAUGACUCACAGUUUGACAUUGACGACGAAGAGAUUCUACAACAAUCGAAAACUCAUUGGCUAACAAAAAGAAUAGAGAGAUUAUCACAAUCAGAUUACGAACAAGAAGAAAGUGAAGAUGAUGAUGAUAGUUAA